This is a messenger RNA of Chenopodium quinoa (quinoa), 2599 nucleotides long. RefSeq lists its product as uncharacterized. The coding region runs from base 235 to 2085 and encodes 616 amino acids. The record is from RefSeq and is a predicted model, not a curated record. The transcript is spliced from 6 exons. Lineage: Eukaryota; Viridiplantae; Streptophyta; Magnoliopsida; Caryophyllales; Amaranthaceae. Gene Ontology annotation, molecular function: mRNA binding; translation initiation factor activity.
UAGCCCAACAACAUGAACAAAUUCUUCUCCCGUGAAUCAAUCUCACACUUCUUCUUCUUCUCUCUCCUCCCCCCUUUCUGGGUUCAUCGAUUCCACUAAUCCUUCCUUCAUUCAUUCAUUCAUCUUUUUCGCGCUUUUCCCCUUUCUCUCUCUCCUCCAUUUCCCAGAUUCUGUAAAUUUUUUAGGGUUUUGAUUUCAGUUGGAGGGAGAGAGAGAGAGAAAGUGUGUGAAAAAAUGUCGAAGAAGAAAACUUGCGGAAGCACCAUGACUCUCAAGGAUUUUCAUGGCGGUUCUAUCCCAUCUGACCUUCCUCUUCCUUCCGCACCUGGCGUGAUUGCGAGGCCGGCUGAUCGACCGGGUUUUGAUCGACAAAGCUCAUGGGGAAACCCAAUGGUGGGUCGAUCUGACCAUCGAUUGCGCCCGAGUUCGUCGGGUUCGAUUAGGAGUUUGGAUGAUAAUAAGACCCCUUUUCUUACUAGUACUGCUAACAUAGGUAGAAAUUUUGAUGAGGAUGAAAGGAAGCCGCUUGAUGGGGGUGCUUCUGCUCCUCGUAGGACUGUGAAUGAUGAUAGUAGUAUUGGGGUUUCGAUUCGGUCUGACCAUCGAGCUGAUGUUGGAAAGUUUUCUGGGCAACCGAGUUUGGGGCCUGUGGUGCCUCAUAUGGGGGGAUCUGGGGGGAGGUCUUACUCGGCUAGGGUUGUUGAGGGAGGCCAUUCGGGUGCUGGUGGGAGUUCUCGGCCAAAUGCGUGGGGUGUUAAGAAAGAGACUCGUGUUGUGUCUGAUGCCGGGCCAUCUUUGUGGAGUGGACAGAGUACUGUUUCUAAGUUUGCACAAGCAAGUGCACUAGACCAGAUUUCGUCAGGGAGAUGGCAGACUAAGCCAGUGCAAAAUCAGGUGGAUGUAGAAGUCAUUAGGUCAUCUGAUUCGCCUAAUAGUUUGAAUGGGAGGGAGAGUGACUCUUAUGGUGGUGGUGUAAACAUUUCUUGUGAAAGGGAAUAUAAUGACACUACAUUGGUGAGGCAGGUUGAAAGGGGUCUUGCAAUAGAAGACGGGAUUCGUGGUGGUUUUAAGGAGAUGCCUGGUGUUGAGAGGGUGCAUUCUCCAGUGCAGAAUUCUGUGCUGUUUACUAACGAGGGUCAACCAGCUCACCCUGAUGGAAAGUAUGGAGGUCCUCUGUUGCAGCAGCCUCCAGAAGUGUCUGAAAGGCCUAAGUUGAAACUACUGCCAAGAACCAAGCCUUUGGAUGUCCAAGAGCCAUCUUCUGUUGACUGUAGGCAGGGUUUUCAACAGCCAAUUGAUACUGGACACUCAGACAGAAUCCAUGGCAAUGCAAGUCAUGUGAAACCUAGACCAAGUAGUAGUGAAGCAAACCAGGGGAAACCUGGAGUAAGUGGCAAUGAAGCAGCUGGGCAUCAGGUUGUGGAGCGUCCAAAGUUGAACUUAAAGCCACGUUCACAGCCAGCUGACAAUGUAGUGGGAAAUACUCAAAGAGAAAGGAAGGCGGUGUUUGGUGGUGCUCGGCCAAGGGAAAUGAUUUUGAAGGAGCGUGGUGUUCAUGAUGUUGUCAACAGCCAUGAUGAAGCGCAAGGUCCAAGCGGGACUAAAAAUGAUUCCCCUCGUGCUGAAGUAGCAGCUCCUGCAUAUGGUAAUACCUCACGCCAGGGUGAAAGGAUCGAUAAUCUUUCCAUUGAUCAGAGGACUGGAAGAGGCCAUGAGAAGAGAGACCAAAGAGGAGAUAUUCAGAGAGCUGAUGUGCAAAGAAAGAAUUGGCGUAAUGAAAACUGGAGAAGUGGCCGAGACACCGAGAAGCAUCAGCAGGAGAGGCAAACUUCACCAGAGACUUGGCGCAAGCCUGUUGAACAGCCUAAGCCUAGUGACACUGACAAUUCUGGACUGCGUUUUGGAAAGGCUGUUUCUGCUGUUGAUCUUGCACAAGCUUUUUCAAGAUCAGUGUCAGGUCCCAAACCUGUUGAUCAAUUAUCUGGUCAAAGAGGACUUCCUGCUCAAAAGGGGCUCCCUGUUCGUUCACAGGUGCCCUUUUCAAGGCUUACCAGUUCACCAAGACCUCAGAUCAAUGGUUACUGAUUGGUUUAAGACAAUUGCUUGAGAGAUCGCUCGAUCGCGGGAGAGAGUGGACAGGAAUUUGCUGCUUGUGCUGGAUCAAGAGAAGUUGUGAGGAAAAUGAGCUUAGGAAUAUGCCUGAAACAUGGUGAAUAAUAAGGGGAUUUUCAGCUGUCUUUGCUUUUUUUGCCGGAUUGUUGAGUCCCAAUGAGCAAGGAAUUUGCUGCUUGUGCUGGAUCGCUUGCACAUUCGUUUUUCCUUGUCAGGUAGAGGAUUCAGGUCCUGUGAUAGGCAAGGAACUGACUGGUAGUUGCUCAGUUAUCGGCAAGUCAAAGCAGGGGGGUUUCUUCGAUAAUCCGCCUCAUACCCAUUUGAUAUGAAUGAUAUUUGGUUCAUUACUGUUUCAGAUGAUUACUUGGGUUUUUACAGACUUGCCUUUGAGCAUGUCUCUGAAAUGUCUUUGAUGUACUUGAAUGUGUGGAAAUCAAAUUUCAUUGGACUCAUCUUGAAUUUCUGGCCAGUAUAUGAGCUUGUGCAC